CGGGCUCUGCGCCCUGGGGGCAGGGCUCCGCAGCGAGAGUGGCAGCUGGACUUGCGAUGCUGCGAGGGACAGGGUGCAGAGCCGCAGUGCCGUAGCGGGCAGCAAAGGCAGCCUGCCCUUCCAGCAGCCUAGCCCCUAGCGGAGGCGGAAGACCCGAGGGGCCGCCAACCCUGGAAGCCGCCUGAUGUCCCCGCCCCAGAGAGGGCUGCACUGGGAGGAGGACGCCCGGGAGCCCGCUUCGGUCCCCUUAUGUCUCUCGGUUCCUCUUUCCUCCCAAGUAAGGGAAUAAGCGUCUAGGAGGGAGCGCCCCCGGCAAGCGCGCAACCAAGUGUUGCAUGGUGAGGAAUUGCCAGGAUUUGGGGAUUGGCCUGGACCACAGCAGAAGUAUGUUGCCUGAGGAAUAGCAGAAAUCUUUUGUCAGCUGUCGAGAGCUGCCCACAACUGUCAUCAACACUUGAGUGCCCUAGAAGUCUUCUGGAGACCUGAUCCAUUGCAUAUCUGCAAUGAGCCAGACCCUGAGCUGGGCCUCAACUUCUCCCCUGGUGAACAGAAUUCCACCUGUGGCUUCGGUUGAUCACACUCAGCUGAAAGAUGAGUGAAGAAAGAUGGGUCUCUCUCUCAUCAGAAGAAUUUGAUCAACUCCAGAAAUACUCUGAAUAUUCCUCCAAGAAAAUAAAAGAUGUGUUGACUGAGUUUAAGGAAGGUGGAAGUCUCAAGCAAUAUGACCCACACAAGCCCAUUAGCUAUGAUGUCUUCAAGCUGUUCAUGAGGGCAUACCUGGAGGUGGACCUUCCUCAGCCACUGAGCACACACCUCUUCCUGGCCUUCAGCCAGAAGCCCAGACAGGAGACACCUGACCACCCAAAGGAGGGGGCCAGCAGUAGUGAGCCCAAUGUCUCAGAUUAUAAUACGGAUAAUGCCGCCAAAGCAGAUGAGGCCUGCGCUCCAGACACUGAAUCAAAAAUGGCUAAGACACAGGCGUCAUCUAAAGACCUAGAGGCUGUAGUCCCAUGGGAAGAUCUCAGUGCUCUGUCUUCCAGCUCAGAUGCUCCCAUGGUGUAUCUGAAGGAUGUGGUGUGCUACUUGUCCCUGCUGGAGACAGGAAGACCUCAGGAUAAACUAGAAUUCAUGUUUCGUCUCUAUGACUCUGAUGAAAAUGGACUCCUGGACCAAGUGGAGAUGGAUCAGAUUGUGAACCAAAUGCUGCAUAUUGCCCAGUACCUGAGUGGGAUCCCACUGAGCUCAGGCCU
Phodopus roborovskii (desert hamster) is the source of this 1250-nucleotide messenger RNA. RefSeq names its product diacylglycerol kinase gamma-like. Gene Ontology annotation, molecular function: calcium ion binding. The annotation marks the transcript as partial. The transcript is spliced from 8 exons. Lineage: Eukaryota; Metazoa; Chordata; Mammalia; Rodentia; Cricetidae. The record is from RefSeq and is a predicted model, not a curated record.